AUGGGGGGAUUGUCCCCCCCGGCCCCACCCGGCCCGCUGUCCCCAUCCCCGCCGUCUCUGUCCCCUGGCCGCCAUGUCCGCGCCGUCCCUGUCCCCCCGGUGUCCCCGGUGUCCCCGGUGACUCGCGUGUCCCCCCAGCAGAUCCUGAGCACGGUGGAGGCGCAGGCCCCCGGCGCCGCGGGGCCGUCGGGCUGCGGCCCCGUGCCCGUGCCCGUGCCCGUGGUGGCCGUGCCAGGCCCGGGGGUGGCGGCGGCGCUGCCCAACGGGGCCCCCCCGGGUCCCCCGCCCGUGGCCGACGACAGCAAAACCAACCUGAUCGUCAACUACCUGCCGCAGUCCAUGAGCCAGGAGGAGCUGCGCAGCCUCUUCGGCAGCCUCGGCGACAUCGAGUCCUGCAAGCUCGUGCGGGACAAGGUCACCGGGCAAAGCCUGGGCUACGGCUUCGUCAACUACGUGGAGGCCGGCGACGCCGACCGGGCCAUCGGGGCCCUCAACGGCCUCAAGCUGCAGACCAAGACCAUCAAGGUGUCCUACGCCCGGCCCAGCUCGGCCUCCAUCCGCGAUGCCAACCUGUACGUGAGCGGGCUGCCCAAGGCCAUGGGGCAGAAGGAGAUGGAGCAGCUCUUCUCGCAGUACGGCCGCAUCAUCACCUCCCGCAUCCUCGUGGACCAGGUCACGGGCGUGUCGCGGGGGGUGGGCUUCAUCCGCUUCGACAAGCGCGUGGAGGCCGAGGAGGCCGUGCGGGGGCUGCACGGGCAGAAGCCCCUCGGGGCCGCUGAGCCCAUCACGGUCAAGUUCGCCAACAGCCCCGGGCAGAAAUCGGGGGGGGCCCUGCUGAGCCUCUGCCCCGGGGCCCGGCGCUACGGGGCCCUGCACCCCCCCCCGCAGCGCUUCCGACUGGACAAUUUGCUGAACGUGGCGUAUGGGGUGAAGAGGUUCUCCCCGCUGGCCAUCGAGGCGGUGCCGGCGCUGGCCGGGGUGGGCUUGGGGACCCCCGGGCCGGGCUGGUGCAUCUUCGUCUACAACCUGGCGCCCGAGGCGGACGAGAGCGUCCUGUGGCAGCUCUUCGGGCCCUUCGGCGCCGUCACCAACGUCAAGGUCAUCCGCGACUUCGCCACCAACAAGUGCAAGGGCUUCGGCUUCGUCACCAUGACCAACUACGAGGAGGCGGCCAUGGCCAUCGCCAGCCUCAACGGCUACCGCCUGGGCGACCGCGUGCUCCAGGUGUCCUUCAAGACCACCAAGCAGCACAAGGCCUGAGGGACCUUCAGGGACCCCCAUGGAGACCAUGGAGAAACCCAACUGGACCCUGGGGACCUUCAGGGACCCCUGUGAGCACCAUGGAGGAACUCAGCUGGAGAUCUCGGGGACCCCCACGAGCACCAAACACAUCCUGGAGACCUCAGGGUCCCCCCAUGGGCACCGUGGAGACCACGGAGAAAGCCAGCUGGAGACCUUGGGGAGCCUCAGGGACCUUCAGGGACCCCCAUGAGCACCAUGGAGAAACCCACAGGAAGACCUGGAGACCUCAGGGUCCCCCCAUGGAGACCACGGAAGAACCCCACUGGAGACUUGGGGACCUUCGGGGACCCCCACGAGCACCAAACACCUCCUGGAGACCUCAGGGUCCCCCCCAUGAGCACCAUGGAGACCAUGGAGGAAGCAGAUUUCAGGUCCUGGGCACCCCCUCCAUGGACAUCCUGGGGUCUCCAUGAUGGACAAACACACCUGGAGACCUCGGAGAUCGUGGGGACACCCCACAGACACCGUGGAGACCCCGGGGAGCCCCCCUCCAUGGCCGCUGAGGACACCGUGGGGACACCUGGACGCCCUCACCUGUCCCCGACGGGCACCCUGAGCACUCCUCCAGGCGCUGCAGGGCACUGGGAGGGGCCCUGGAGACCCCCCAGGACACUGUGGACACACCUGGGACCCCCCCAGCCCGGGGUACCCCCCCAAACCCCACCACUCCGGCAGUGGCCGGACCACCUGGAGCGGUGCCCCCCCCUCACCUGAUCCAGGUGUGUCCAGGUGGGGGCUGUGCCCCCCCUGCCCUCCACUCCAGGACUCCAGCGGGGAGGGGGGGGCGGCGUCUUCUCGCUCUCUCCUUCUUUCCAUGUUUUUCCUUAAUUUUCCGGGGGAGGGGGAGGAAUUUUUGGGGAGGAAGAACAAAAAUGAGGAUGCAUCACGUGUUUAAUCAGACCCGUUACCCGUUUAUCAGGUAAGGAGGAGCGUGGCUGGCGCCGGGAGCGGUGACUCCUCGGGAGCCGCCGACCCAAAUCCAUCUAUUUUUAUAGCAGAAUAUUAAAAAUAUCCCCCGAAAUCCCCAAAAUCGCCUUUCCAGAGGGGGCGAGAACCUGUUUUGUGCUCCCCGAGCUCCUUGGAAGCAGCUUGUGAACCCCCAAGAGCGAUCAAGGCAACUUCUGGGGGGUCAAUGGCACUAAAAUUCCAGGGAUUGCUCUGGUACCCCCAAAACUGGGAGGGAGGGGAUGUGUCUUGUCACACUUCCCCCCCCCUUCCCAAAUUCUCCAAAAUGGGCAAUUUUUGCCUCAAAUUACUCCACUUGGAGCCUCCUGUCCAAAAAAAUAAGGGCGGAACCCCACCUGAAAAGCCCCAACCCUGAGUUCCCCCAUACUCCUUAUCAUCGUUAUUAUUCUUAAUUAUUCUUAAUUAUUCUUAAUUAUUCUUCUUAUUAAUUAUUAUUGAUGUUGUUGUUAUUAUUAUUAUUAUUAUUAUUAUUAUUACUAUUAUUGCGAUUCUUAUUUAUUUUCCCUUCGCCGUAGGGAUAAUUUCUCACUUUUCAGUGGUUUGUUUCCCAUUUAUUUCCUAUUCUUCCCUGCUUUUACCCUGAUCCUGGUACUCCCCGGGACCCUCUUUUUUCCCCCCAGACCCUUCCCCAAAACCCAUCCCAGCUCCUGGUUUUUUUGUGUCGUGCCUGUGUGAAGCUUCUUGUAGUUUUAAUUAUUAUUAAUAUAAAUAUUUAGGAGCGACCCCCGUGUCCAGAUCCGC
Molecule: messenger RNA, 3009 nt
Organism: Passer montanus (Eurasian tree sparrow)
Lineage: Eukaryota; Metazoa; Chordata; Aves; Passeriformes; Passeridae
Product: ELAV-like protein 3
Exons: 8
Coding region: 1-1260 (419 amino acids)
Cellular component (GO): ribonucleoprotein complex
Molecular function (GO): RNA binding
Source: RefSeq, a predicted model, not a curated record